GGCUCCAGAAGAGAGGAUGCUGUCUGGUACUGGGGUACAUGUCCAAGGAAAAGUUCCUGAGGAUGAAUGAAGGUCAAGUAUACUCCUUCAGCCAGCAGCCCCAGGACCAAGUGGUGGUAUCAGGACAGCCAGUGACACUGCUCUGUGCCAUCCCAGAGUAUGAUGGCUUUGUUCUCUGGAUCAAAGAUGGCCUGGCACUGGGUGUAGGCCGGGAUCUCUCACGUUACCCACAGUACCUAGUGGUAGGAAACCACUUGUCUGGGGAGCACCACCUGAAGAUUCUUCGGGCAGAGCUGCAAGAUGAUGCUGUGUAUGAAUGCCAGGCCAUCCAGGCCGCCAUCCGGUCACGUCCCGCCCGCCUCACUGUUCUUGUGCCUCCUGAUGAUCCAGUCAUCCUGGGAGGACCAGUGAUCAGCCUUCGUGCGGGAGACCCCCUCAACCUCACCUGCCAUGCUGACAAUGCCAAGCCAGCUGCCUCUAUUAUCUGGAUGAGGAAAGGAGAGGUCAUGAAUGGGGCCACCUACUCCAAGACCCUGCUUCGGGAUGGAAAGCGGGAAAGCAUUGUGAGUACCCUUUUUGUCUCACCUGCUGAUGUGGAAAACGGACAGCGCAUCGUGUGCCGAGCCACCAACAAAGCCAUCCCUGGGGGGAAGGAGACGUCGGUCACCAUCGACAUCCAGCAUCCACCCCUCGUCAAUCUGUCUGUGGAGCCACAGCCAGUGCUAGAAAAUAAUGACGUCAAAUUCCACUGCUCUGCAAAGGCCAACCCAGCAGUCACCCAGUACAGGUGGGCCAAGAAGGGCCAAGUGAUCAAGGAAGGAUCUGAGGAUUCCUAUGAGACCACUGUGGACCACACGUUCUUCUUCGAGCCAGUCUCCUGUGAAGUCACCAAUGCACUGGGCAGCACCAACAUCAGUCGCACAGUGGAUGUCUACUUUGGCCCUCGAAUGACUUCUGAGCCUCAGUCGCUGCUGGUGGAUCUGGGCUCCGACGCUGUCUUCAACUGUGCCUGGACGGGGAACCCGUCACUAACCAUCGUGUGGAUGAAACGUGGCUCUGGGGUGGUUUUGAGCAAUGAAAACACUCUGACUCUGAAAACUGUCCGGCAAGAGGAUGCUGGCAAAUAUGUGUGCCGAGCUGUUGUUCCCCGAGUGGGGGCUGGGGAAAGAGAGGUGUCAUUGACUGUCAAUGGGCCGCCCAUCAUCUCCAGCACCCAGACCCAGCAUGCCUUGCAUGGCGAGAAAGGGCAAAUCAAGUGCUUUAUCCGGAGCACCCCUCCACCAGACCGAAUCGCCUGGUCCUGGAAGGAGAAUGUCCUCGAGUCAGGGACCUCAGGACGUUACACAGUUGAGACUGUCAGCACUGAAGAGGGUGUCAUCUCUACACUAACCAUCAGCAACAUCGUUCGGGCUGACUUCCAGACCAUCUAUAACUGCACAGCCUGGAAUAGCUUUGGCUCUGAUACAGAGAUAAUACGACUCAAGGAGCAAGAUCUGAAAGGUGUUGUGUCCGCAAAAAAUGACAUCCGAGUGGAGAUCGUCCACAAGGAGCCCGCCUCUGGGAGAGACGCUGAGGAGCACCCCACCAUCAAGCAGCUGAUGAUGGAUAGAGGGGAAUUCCAGCAGGACUCCGUUCUGAAGCAACUGGAGGUGCUCAAGGAGGAGGAGAAGGAAUUUCAGAACCUAAAGGACCCCACCAAUGGCUACUACAGUGUCAACACCUUCAAGGAGCACCACUCCACCCCCACUAUCUCCCUCUCCAGCUGCCAGCCUGACCUACGCCCUGCUGGAAAGCAACGAGUCCCCACAGGCAUGUCCUUCACCAACAUCUACAGCACCCUGAGUGGCCAGAGUCGACUCUACGACUACGGGCAGAGAUUUGUGCUGGGCAUGGGCAGCUCAUCCAUUGAGUUAUGUGAGCGUGAGUUCCAGAGAGGGUCACUCAGCGACAGCAGCUCCUUCCUGGACACGCAGUGUGACAGCAGCGUCAGCAGCAGUGGCAAGCAGGAUGGCUAUGUGCAGUUUGACAAGGCCAGCAAGGCCUCUGCCUCUUCUUCCCACCACUCCCAGUCCUCCUCCCAGAACUCGGACCCCAGCCGACCUCUGCAGCGGAGGAUGCAGACUCACGUCUGAAGGACCCAGACCCAUGGGAAAGGGAUUGGAGAGGGAGAAUAGGGCACCCUGAUGUCCAAGGGGACUGUGGGAAACCGUGGAGGGGACCCCAGGACUAGCUGAUACCUAGGACAGCAUCAUGCCCCUACCACCAUCCCACUUCAGAGCUCUGAUCAAGCACAAAUCUCUCUCCCUGACCAUGGCAUGGGAAAUAUGGACAAAGAGCAUAGCUGAGGGCAUAGAGCCCAAUGCUGGACAACCUCCUGCCCCCAGCCCAUUUCCCAGGGACCCCAGCUCUGCUGCCUUCCCUUCCCACAGGUACUGGUAGCAGCUACCACUUUGCUUUAAUGAAACUGCUGUCCACUCUUGGGGCUCUAUCCCCCAGGUACCCAUAUUUCCCCACUCUUUGUUCCUGUGCCCCUCUGCAGUCUUGGGAAAAUCGGGAAUCUCUUCCUAACACUGUCACCCCAGGCACCCCAUAUCUUUCCCUGCUGUUCAUAGCUAUUACUUUGGAGACUGGGAAGCCAGUAGCAGCCCUAAGUGGGAUGCACUCCCCUAACCAACUUGGUAGGGACACCCCCCCCCCAUUUCUGUUUAGUGUUUUGUGUCCAUAUUAUUGCAAUUCUGUCUUUGGACUCAACAUCCCUGGAUUCUGAGGCAGGGGCUGACCCCCUGACUUGGAGGCUAAUGGAGAGGGAGAAGGAUGAGGGAGAAUUCUGCACUGAAAGUAGCCCCUGCCAAAACCCACCCCCUCCUUCUGUAACAAAGAACCUCUUUGCGCUCCCCAUUGCUUUGUGUACCCCUAUAGCACAACUGGAGUUAAUAUAAGAGGUGUGAGAGCUUCUCUGGUCAGGA
This is a messenger RNA of Trichosurus vulpecula (common brushtail), 2966 nucleotides long. RefSeq names its product kirre like nephrin family adhesion molecule 3 (gene KIRREL3). Gene Ontology annotation, cellular component: cell-cell junction. Gene Ontology annotation, biological process: synapse assembly; cell-cell adhesion. The transcript is spliced from 14 exons. Bases 39 to 2132 code for a protein of 697 amino acids. The record is from RefSeq and is a predicted model, not a curated record. Gene Ontology annotation, molecular function: cell adhesion molecule binding. NCBI's taxonomy places the organism in Eukaryota, Metazoa, Chordata, Mammalia, Diprotodontia, Phalangeridae.